GAGCAGACUGAAGGCGGACUUUGAAUAAUUUACCUGCAGGGGGCAACAAAUUCUCCGCAGACUAUUACAUAACCGUGAGAGAGGGGUGGAACAGUAGUAUGACGUGAUAAAUUGAGGAACAGUUCACAAUUUCUUACUCUUAAUAUUAAUUGGGGUAGAAAAGGCAAAAUAGAAUUGGAAAAUAAAACAUAAUAAGUUGUAUAGCGCAUAAAGCUAUGAACUGUACUACUACUUCCCCUUUAAGAGUGUCACAGUGAUUUGAGUGCGAUCAGCCAUUUCCGUCGUAAAGGCCUUAUUCCCAGCCGGCAGCGUCAGUCAACGCACAAAUCGAGGACCUUUUUCUUUUAAAAAUAAAUUACUAGCACAACUAUUUAGGGUAGGUGCACCACAUACAUUAAACAACAACUGAAUGCAAUGUUCUUUAAGUGAAAUAUAUGUAAUAAUAUUUGAAUAAAGCACCCAUGUUACAAAGCAGCACGAUAACAAGCGUAGCUUUGAGUUAAAAUUAGACUCAAGUCAGGUCUGAAAACAAGGAUAAUUGCUAGCGAGCAAGCUUGCUAUCAAGAUAGCAUGUUAUCUACUUGACUAGUCUGCUCAACCGAGGCGGUUUCCGUGUUUAUAUGAUGGUAUAUAUGGUUGCUGGGUGGUCAUUUUCUCCCAGACUGGCGUAAAUAGUGCAGUAAAGUUUUUCUGAUGAGUAGCCAUGGACGAAGAGGACAGCCAGGACGAGCUGAUCAACCGAAAUGCCUCCCAUGGCAAGGGAAAGCGACCGGCCACUUCCAUCCUAUCCGACUACGAAGACAACUCUGAUGAGGGGGAGGAAUCAGGGGAAGAAGAGACUGAUAGUGAAGAAGAUGAGGACGAGGGAGACAACCCUGAUGUAGAAGAUGAUGAGGACGAAGAGGAUGAGGAUGACAGUGAUGUUGAGGAUGGUGGGAAGGAGCUGGAGGGGGCGGUUGGGGGCACCUCAGCGGAUUUAGCCGGUCUGAGCUCUGACGAGGACUCGGAGAAAUGUCCCAUCUGCCUGAAUUCCUUCCACGAGCAGCCCGUGGCCACGCCUGAGAGCUGCGAGCACUACUUCUGUCUGGACUGCAUUCUGGAGUGGUCGAAGAAUGCUAACUCCUGCCCAGUAGACCGGAUAAUCUUCAAGAGCAUCUGUCUAAGGAAAUGUUAUGGAGGAAAAGUUCAGAAAGUUAUCACAGUCCAGAAGCCCGUGAAAGUUGGUCAAGAGGAGCCGGUGGACCUGGAACUGGAGCAGACGAGCUGUGAGGUGUGUGGUGGCAGUGACCGCGAGGAUCGGCUGCUGCUCUGCGAUGGCUGUGACGCCGGGUACCACAUGGAGUGCUUGACACCGCCACUGGACACUGUGCCUGUGGAGGAGUGGUUCUGCCCAGAAUGUGCAGCCAACAACCGCAACUCAAGACCUGGCCCAGCGAGUGGGGAGGAGUUUGUGUUCGGUCCCCGCCCGACCACCAGCCGAUCGCUGCCCUCUGCCUCGCGGCCCACGCGUGCCAUCGCCCGCACGCAGCAGAGCGAGAGGGUCCGGGCCAGCGUGAACCGCCACCGCAUCACCCAGGCACGCACUGAAGAGUUUACACCCAGAUACCUGAUCCAGUCCACCUGGCUGGAUGAUACCAUCAAUGCCGUGGUGGCUGGUCUGAGCACGGCCGUGUACGUGCGCGACCUCACCCCCCGGCCCGCCCCCCGCCGCAAGAGGAGGAGGAGGACGGUGAAGCGCAGGACUACCAAAAGUGGCAAGGGCUGUGAUAGUGAUGGGAAAAAAGCUGCAGGAACUAGGGGUACGAAGCGGAAACGGCGAGUUAGGAGGACCAAAUCCAGAAGGAAACAGGUUGCAAAGAAGCGGCCCACCUCUCGGAAACGAAUCGCCCACAGUCUGGGCAUCAAGAACCCCAAGAAUGGCUCCUCCAUCCCCUCCGUCUACCGUCCCUCAGAGACCACGCUGGGCAGCAUGCGGGCCGACAUCGGGGCUGCUUCUCUGUCCAUCUAUGGGGACCCAUUCGACCUGGACGAUGUUGAGGAGGAGCCCGCCCCUGUGCAACCGUCCCUGCUGGAGCUGAAACGCCGUGGCCUGUCCCGCUCUGCCAUGCGCUCGCACCAGCCUGUUGCCAGACCUGUGGCUGCGGGCCUGUCCAGGCGUGGUGUGGGCAUGUCUCAGGGUGGCGAGGUGGCAGAGGCGGCCCCCGUUUCCGACCUGCUGGGCAGCAUCAUGUCCAGCCAGAACGUCCUCAUGAUGGACAGCUCUGACGUGGUCAUCAACAGAGAUGGCACCCUCAAAGCUAUCAAACCCGUGAAUAUUCCAUCGCCGAAGUCCACCCCCACUCAUAGCGGCUGCGUGAGUGAAGCUGCCAGCACCCCAACUUACGGGGAAGCCGGCGGCUCCUCUCCCUUCCCUCACAGCUCCCCUGGGCCCAUCCUCCCUCCUCUCAUCCCGGCCUCUCCCGGCCUUCCCUCUCCUUCCUCCGUUACACGCUCCAGCCCGCACCCCCCUGGUCUCCCCAGACCCAGCUCCUCUCAGGUCCCGGGCACGUCUCCUGGCCCCAGCCACCUUCGGCAAUCCAGUAGAGAGAGGGCAGAGAGGCCGAGGGAGGAUGGACCAGCCAGAAAAGUCCCUCCCAAGCCCGUAUGGGUGGACGUGUCUGUGUUACCUCGGAUACCAAAAAUCAAGCGAGAGAGUGGCAGCCAGGCAGAGAGCAGUAGCACUAGCAGCAGCAGCAGCAGCAGCAGCAGCAACAACAACAGGAGGAGCAGCAGCAGCCGUAGUAAUGGCUUCCCAGAGGCCCUCCACAGCCUCACAGGGAACCAGGUCCGCCAGCAGACUGCUGACCAGCAGGGGGCAAGCUCGGGCCAGCAGGGGAGGACAACAGAGGCCCCGAAGCAGAGGUCAGAGCAGGUGGCAUCUUCGUCGUCCUUCACCAGCAUGUACUCCUCGCCUGCUGUUUCUUCUUCUACCUCCUCUUUCUCGUCCGCCAGCUACUCGGGAGCUUCAUCAUCUUCAUCAUCAUCGUCUUCAGUGAGCUUUCGCAUCAACGCCAGCGGGAGUUCAUGGCAAGCCCGGAGGCUAGCGGGUCCUAAUCCCCUGGAUCCAACGCAACAGGGGGAUCCGAAGAAACAGCAGGGUAAGCACACAUUUCUCCUCAAACCCCACAGCAAGGACACCUCAGUGAAGCCUGACGUGUACGACCCUUCGGACCCCACCAACUCCAACACGGAGUCCGACUCAGACAGUGAGAAACCCAGAGGGCCGGCCAGUGUUGGGUUUUGGCUGAAGAAGCCUAGGUUAUUACACAAAGAGGCAGCUAAGAAAGAAGGGACUUGCCCAGUAAAAAAAGAAACCCAGGAACAGGUUUCGAGGAGGGUCGAGGAGCACAUAGGCACUGAUGUGACGGUGAGGAAAGAGCCAGAGUCAGACGAGGAUGCACACAAUCAGGGAGAUGUGCUCCCAAACACCCAAAGUGUAUAUGAAAUACCAGGAAGCCAUGAACAACUCCUUGAAUCCCCUCAGGUGAUCAACUGCAGAAACACUGAAAAAGCUCGCUCUCCUGACCGCAGUCAGGUGAAAGAGGAACACCCCGAGCACACCUCCUUACCCAGCUCUUCCUCCAGCAGCAGCAGCUCUAGCUCCAGUUCCAGUUCCAGUUCUGACUCCUCAGCCAGUCAGAGCCACACCAGUGACCAGAAGGUGAAGACUGAGGUCAAAUCAGAGCCUGAGGAUGGUUUACACCCCAACAGAGUCAGGUCACCAUCUAGAAGCCAUCGGGCAGUGCAGGAUCUUCCACAGCCUCCUGCAAACAGCUCCUCCAAAGAGAGGAAGAGGGGGGGGAAGUCCGGCUCUCGCAGCCCAGCACCGAAGGCUUUGGAGCAGAGGAAGAGGAACUUGCGCACUCGGUCGCGCUCCCGAACCAGGGACAAGCGGCGCUCACGUUCUCGAUCUAGAGACAAAAGGCGUUCACACUCUCGAUCUCGUUCUCGAUCUAGAGAGAAGAGAAGGUCCCGCUCGCGAUCACGUUCGAGGUCGAGAGAUGAGAGGAGGUCGCGAUCCCGGGAGAAAAGACGCGUCCGCUCCAGAUCACAUUCUCGAUGCAGAGACAAACGACGUUCUCGUUCAAAAGAGAAGAGGCGAUCUCGAUCUCAUUCCCGAGAAAAGAGGCGGUCGCGCUCCAACAGUGCAGAGCGAAGGCGGAGGCCCCGCCGGGAUAGCCGCGAUAGGAACGACAGCAGGGUUAAUCAGAGCCCGAAACGCUCCAAAAACAGGAGGCACAGUCGAUCUCGAUCGCGCUCGAGGUCCAAAGACAGAAAGAGACCCCGGUCCAGGUCACGAUCCAGGGAGAGAAAGAAAGGAGAGCUUUCUUCGCAGAACUCUCAUCUGAAAGACAAAGGCCUCCACAAAAAACCCUCAUCAUCUGCAUCUGCAUCCUCCUCCUCGUUGCCAUUGGUGUCCUCCUCCAGAGACCACAGGGAGCCUGCUCAGGUCUCGUACAAGAGAAUGGCCUCAACUGGCACUGCCAAAGAGGAGAAGGCAGCUAAAGACCUGAAACAGGAAAUUCCUGUCUCGGUCAAGAAAGAGACAGACACACAGAAUGUUUCCCCAGGGGUUCUCUGGAUGGUCAAAGAAAAAGACCCUAAGGAGCAGGACAGCAAGCCCUGUUUGGCUCUGCUGAAAGAAAUCAAGCAAGAAAAACCCUGGUCCCCUCAUGUGGCUGAGUCCAAGCAAGAGGACGUGUGUUCUCCUUAUGCCUUCAAGCUAGAUUUGCAGGACCACAAAGAAAUCAAGGAUGAGAAGAUUCCCCCAACCAGACCAUCAGACCUCAAGCCAGGGAAGUCCUCCCUUGAUGACUGCAAGGCUACCUCUGCCUCUGUUCAGGUAGAAAUUACGAAGAGUGUUCAGUCUGCAAGCGUAGCCAAGUCUGAGAGCAUUUGGCCUGAGGAGGAUCUUCAGCCACCUCCUCCACCUCCACCUCCUCCAGCCACUGUCACUCCUGAACACAGUCUGAGCCUCAAGAAAGCACCUCCUCCUCUCACCACCACCACCACCAUCCCCGUCAGCCCCUCACCACCUCCAGAACCAGAGGACAAGAUGGCGGUCAAAAUGGACCUUGUGAAACAAGAGGAGGAGCUAUCAGCCGACGAAGACUUCAAUGUGGACUACAUGCUCGACAGCCUCUACCUCAAGGACAUGGGAGAGCAGGCAGGUGCUGAAGAGGAUGGGGCAGGUGCUACUGAGGAGGCCCUCUCAGACAAACAGGAGGGCCAUGACACUGUCACCCAGGUCACGGAAAAGCAGGAGGUGGGGAGCUUGGAGAAGCAGGAGACGGAGGGCGCUGUGAGCCUUGAGGGUUCCAAGUCAAAGACUUCAGUGAAGAGGGUCACUUGGAACAUACAGGAACCAGAUGGACCUCAGGGACAGAAAAUUAGCAAGCUUGCUCUUUAUAAGCGGAAGCAGAAACUGGAAGCAGCUAGGAAGGCAGCUAUCGCCACGGACAUCGCACAGAUGCCCAGCCAGGAAACCAUUGGAGCCAGAGACGCAGGCUCUCUGACCCAGGAGGAAGCCCCAGGCACGGGACAGGGGGUGUCUGCUGCAGGAGACACGGACAAGGACAUGUACAUGAAGAAGCUCCACAUGCAGGAGAGGGCCGUUGAAGAGGUGAAACUGGCCAUCAAGCCCUUCUACCAGAACAGAGACAUCACCAAGGAGGAGUACAAGGAGAUCCUGCGAAAAGCUGUACAGAAGGUGUGCCACAGCAAGAGUGGUGAGAUCAACCCCGUCAAAGUGGCUAACUUGGUGAAGGCAUACGUGGACAAGUACAAGCACGCCCGGAAACACAGGAAACCCGAGGAGGGCGUGUCAAGCGGGAGUGGGGUGGGUACUGAACAGCCAGAGGCUACAGACUCAUAGAAGCUCGGAGUGAUCACGCCUCACCAGGACAGGAAAUCUGUCAUACGCACCUGAUCAUGGUUUUUUUUUUGUUUUUUUUUAAUACAUUUGUAUCACCUCUCCCACCACAUAACCCUGUUGGGUGACUUAAGGGCUUGUCUCAUGUCCCCUAUGCAUAAGCUCUCCCCCACCUUUCAGUGCACUGCGCUUUUUUGUGUGUGUGCAUCUGUUCAUGGUCCUGUUACCACUGGGGCCACAACAACUAUGUCAGCCGUGUGUGUGUGUGUGUGUGUGUGUGUGUGUGUGUGUGUGUGUGUGUGUGUGUGUGUGUGUGUGUGUGUGUUCAUUCAUUUUCCUGUCACAUGAGAAAGUGUACAUGGAAAGAACCUCAAGAAACAUCUCUGGGCAUUGAACACCAUUCAAAAGAAAAUCCUAUUCACAGACCUGUACAAAUAGUCCCCCAUCCUAAAUUGAAGUUAGGAAAUGAAACUUCACUUCUGCAUGUAAGGGCACCACACAUCACGUAAUCCAUGCCCAGAUCCAGUCCAUCACACCAAUGACGACCUCUGAGUCUGUAUGAGAAAUCACGUGGACCUUUCAGCUCAUCCAACCGGCUCAACUACUUCAGAUUCGCGAGGCAAGAAUACUUCCGUGGAGAACCUGCUUUUGUCAUGGCAACCUACCAACCGUGCGCUUUUUCAGGAACCAUAGUUUACCGUCAGCGGACAGCUUGCCUGAGCAUCAGUUGUGAUCCGCUGUGGUGUUCAUUUUUCUGGAUAAAUCACCUCAUCAUGUUUAGAAGCCUUUUCUCUGAAAGGGUGUUCACAUCCGAAGUAUGUCCCUGCAGUGUGAAAUGGGGAUUGAAAUGUGUCUAAAUCAAGACGUUAUAAAAUCUGGAUAUGUCAACUCAUCAUGAGAUUUUUGUGCUAACCUA
Molecule: messenger RNA, 6827 nt
Organism: Clupea harengus (Atlantic herring)
Lineage: Eukaryota; Metazoa; Chordata; Actinopteri; Clupeiformes; Clupeidae
Gene: phrf1
Product: PHD and ring finger domains 1
Source: RefSeq, a predicted model, not a curated record